Messenger RNA from Pyricularia pennisetigena, 936 nucleotides. RefSeq lists its product as uncharacterized. Gene Ontology annotation, cellular component: mitochondrial large ribosomal subunit. Bases 1 to 936 code for a protein of 311 amino acids. Lineage: Eukaryota; Fungi; Ascomycota; Sordariomycetes; Magnaporthales; Pyriculariaceae. Gene Ontology annotation, molecular function: structural constituent of ribosome. The record is from RefSeq and is a predicted model, not a curated record. The transcript has 2 exons. Gene Ontology annotation, biological process: translation.
AUGCCGCCCAGAUUACCUCUUGCCCAAGCGGCGAGGUCCUGCCGCGCAUCCCUCACCACAGCCACGACGACCCCCAUAAUCUCAUCUGCAGCAUCCAUCACAACCCUCCUUGGCACCUUGUCCUUGCAAACCCGCCGUCAGGCCUCGAUCCUCGCCAACUUGAGGGACAACCCGGGCGCUUAUAACAAGCGGAAGCGUGUGGGACGUGGACCGUCAUCCGGCUACGGAAAGACCGCCGGUCGAGGUCAGAAAGGUCGCAAGGCGCGCGGCUCCGUAAACCCUUGGUUUCAGGGUGGACAGACUUCGCUUUUGGGGGUCUGGGGUAGGAAAGGAUUCGUGAACCACCGCGCAGAAGACCUUGCCGAGGUCAACCUGGACCGGUUACAAGCAUGGAUCGAUUCCGGCCGCAUUGAUGCUACCAAGCAGAUUACGCCUCGGGAGAUGGUACGCAGUGGCCUCGCGGCCCGCGGCAAGGACGGCAUCAAGAUCAUCGCACGGGGCUCGGAGAAGCUCAAGACCCCCAUAGACAUUGUCGCCUCGCGCGUCUCUGCCAGCGCCAUAGACGCCAUCGAGGCUCUGGGCGGUAAGGUCCAGACGCGCUACUACACAAAGCAAACGAUCCAGCGACUGGUACGCGGCGAGAUGGUCCAUACGACGGAACCCCUGCCCGUCGGUGCCGAGCACGUAGAGAGGAUCUUGGCCGAGCGCAAGAGCCAGCACAAGCACUUGUACCGCAUGCCCGACCCUACUUCCCGUUGGGACAUUGAGUACUACAGAGACCCGGCGCACAGGGGCUAUCUGAGCUACCAGCUGGCUCCUGGCGACUCUCCCAGUUUGUUCUUCAAGGUGCCUAAAACCUUUGCACCCAAGGUGGAGAACAAGGAGGAGGGUGAACAAAAGAAGAAGAAGGAUUUGGGAGACAACAAGAUGUGGUGA